GAAUCCGGAAAUAAGUUCAAAGCAAAACGUAAAAUCAAAAAUCAAAAUUAAAAACAAAUUAAAAACAGAAUCAACGGUUUAGAUUCGUUUUCGUUUUCAGACAAAAAUGUCGUGGCAAACGUAUGUCGAUGACCACCUUAUGUGCGACGUCGGCGACGGCAAUACACUCGCUUCCGCCGCCAUCAUCGGCCACGAUGGCAGCGUUUGGGCUCAGAGCGCUAACUUCCCUCAGUUGAAGCCAGAAGAGGUUACUGGAAUCAUGAAUGAUUUUAAUGAAGCUGGAUUUCUUGCCCCAACCGGGUUGUUCCUUGGAGGUACAAAGUAUAUGGUGAUCCAAGGGGAGGCUGGAGCCGUGAUUCGUGGGAAGAAGGGUUCUGGAGGUGCCACUUUGAAGAAAACUGGGCAAGCAAUUGUUAUUGGCAUUUACGACGAGCCAAUGACCCCAGGACAAUGCAAUUUGGUAGUAGAGAGGUUGGGGGAUUACCUCAUCGAUCAAGGCCUGUAGGCGCCAUUGUCAUGUUAGCGUAAUGGUUGUGAAAUGCUUGAUUUCUGGUUUGAGCUGGCCAUAAACUGGCAUUACUGAUUUUGAUGGAAAUAAUGAUUGUGAGAACAUAAACCAUUUUUUCUCGUUGAUUGUAGGUUCAUGUUUUCUUUUUUUUACUUGUGAUUCCUUCUAUGUUUCCAUCAUUUAUAUGUAUUCAUACAACCCUCUUGUUAUGCUUGAAUUAAAAGUUUGCCAUGUUUUUGAUUCUA
Molecule: messenger RNA, 753 nt
Organism: Mercurialis annua (annual mercury)
Lineage: Eukaryota; Viridiplantae; Streptophyta; Magnoliopsida; Malpighiales; Euphorbiaceae
Product: profilin-1
Exons: 3
Coding region: 107-505 (132 amino acids)
Cellular component (GO): cell cortex
Molecular function (GO): actin monomer binding
Source: RefSeq, a predicted model, not a curated record